Molecule: messenger RNA, 1200 nt
Organism: Peronospora farinosa
Lineage: Eukaryota; Oomycota; Peronosporomycetes; Peronosporales; Peronosporaceae
Source: the annotation of a GenBank genome assembly
AUGAAAGUUACCAUGUCAAAUGCAGCCCGCAUUUCCUGCGCGCUGGUUUUUGUCACGCUGGCCAUUUGCUUAGAAUCAAUCGUAGCAGACCCCAAGUCGACUUCUGGUGUCGCUUUGACUACGAUGCAUUCGCCUCAUUCUCCGGCCGCGAUCAAUCGGCACUUGAGGCAUACCGCGGCCAUGGAGACAACUGAAGCUUUCGAAGAGAGGGCACCUACCUUGCAUUUUUCAGAAUUGGCUCCCAGCUUUUCCAGCCUGAAGUCAAUUACUGCGGCGAUUUACCAGAAAAUUCAAAGUUGGGUGUGGCGGAUGACGCGGAAAUCCUCGGACGAUGUGUUUAAGCUUUUAAAGCUCGACACAGAAGAAACAAACCUGUUUGGAGACCUACGCUUUAUGAGGUGGGCCACUUUUGUCAGUUCAAGAUACUCGGAAGAUCCCACAGCGGCGACUGAAGCAAUGUUGAAGACCUUGGUAAAUCAUUACGGUGAAGGUGCUGCAUUGGCUAAAAUUCUAGUUGCUGGGAAGAAGACCGACAGUGUGAAAUCCGUCGCUGGAAAUUUGUUAUGGUUGCAGCUCUCAAGGUGGAGGGAAGGUAAGGAAACGGUGGGCGAGCUUUUUACGCUUUUGGAGUUGGAAAAGAUUGGAAAAAAACUGUUUGAAAGCCCACUAUUUUCGUUGUGGGUCACCAUCGUCGAGCUUAGAUACUCGGAAAAUCCCAAAGCGGCAAUUGAAGUAAUCUUGUCGACUCUGGCAGCCCAUUACGGGGAAGAUGCUGCAUUGGCUGAUGCUCUUAUUGUUGGAAUUAAUAAUCCCAAUAUGACUAAAUUUGCCGUUAACCUGUUAAGGAUACAGCUCCAGAGGUGGUGUGACACUGAAAAAACUGUGGAGUCGGUUUUCACAGAUUUGAACCUGGAAUCUAUUGGAGAAGGUCUGUUUGAAAGCCCACAAAUGAUCAUGUGGCUUGGAUUUGUUGGGUCGCGCUACCGAGUGGUUGAUAAUGAGGCUAAUAAGUCGGCUAAGAAGGCUAUUCAUAUGGCGCCUUUUGAGGCGGCUUUAACUACGUUACGUCUCCAUUACGAUGACGAUAUGUUACGGAAAAUUCUAGCUAAGGGUUCGAAGAUUAACGACAAGGAAAUUAAGAAGAUUGCUGACAAACUGGACGCGAUGCUUACACGGAAGCUGACCACUGGGAGAUCUUAG